Molecule: messenger RNA, 2018 nt
Organism: Dendrobium catenatum
Lineage: Eukaryota; Viridiplantae; Streptophyta; Magnoliopsida; Asparagales; Orchidaceae
Product: leucine-rich repeat receptor-like serine/threonine/tyrosine-protein kinase SOBIR1
Exons: 1
Coding region: 86-1945 (619 amino acids)
Biological process (GO): protein phosphorylation
Molecular function (GO): protein kinase activity; protein binding; ATP binding
Source: RefSeq, a predicted model, not a curated record
CCCACCACUUCCACACUUUUCCACAGUGAUCCAUUCCUGCUCGCGUUUUAUACCCACACUUCCAUUCCCUCAUCUACAUCCCAAGAUGGCCGGCGCCACCGCGACGAAUGCCGGAGAUACCCUCAUUCCUUUGAUCUUUCUCCUCAUCAUCAUCCCCGCCGCCACCAACGACGCCGAAGACCUCCGUCAAAUCCUCUCCCAUGUUGGCCUUCCACGCCGCAGCGCCGCACUCUCAAACCCCUGCCUCAUCACUGGCAUCUCCUGCAAGCUCAUCGGCCCUUCUCUCCGCACAACCCGCAUCUCUCUCCCCUCCCUCCGCCUCGCCGGGUUCAUAUCCCCGCACGUCGGCCGCCUCUCCGACCUCCGCGAACUUUCCCUCCCCAAAAACCGAAUCUCCGGGCCCCUCCCCGCCGAACUCUCACUCUGCACCAACCUCGAAACACUCAACCUCCGCAAAAACCGUCUUUACGGUGAGAUUCCCGUCGAUUUUUCGUCCCUUACCUCUCUCCGAUCCCUCGACCUGUCUUCCAACAGCUUGUUUGGCGACCUCCGCUUCCUCGUCUAUUUCCCCAAUCUCGAAAACCUCUCUCUCGCCCACAACUUCUUCUCCGGCCAAAUCCCUCCUUCCCUCUCCUCUUUCCCUAAUCUCCUCACCAUCGACCUUUCCGGCAAUUCCUACCUCACCAGCAACCAACCAUCCCUUACCCUCCAGCGCCGCAGCCUCCUCCCCUCAGACACUCUCGCCCCAAAUCCCUCUCCAUCCGAUCAUUUCAUCGCAGACAGCCCUGAAUCCAAUCCAACUCCCUCUCCCAUGCCCGUCAACCCCCACCACCGGAAACACAAACACAAGAUCCUGAACUGGAUACUUGGAUUCUUCGUAGGCUCAAUCGCUGGCGUCCUCAGCGGCCUCAUCGUCUCCACUAUCUUCCACCUAAUCCUCAACUACAUCCGCGGCCGUUUCCGUAACCGCAACGGCGCCGAAAUUUUCAGCCCCGUCAUAAAAAACAAGAAAGACCUCGCCUUCCUCGAACAGGACACCGGAUUACUCGACCUCGAAGUCAUCGGCCGCGGCGGCAGCGGUGAAGUCUACCUCAAAGAACUCCCCGCCACCAGCGGCGUCAAAAUGAUCGCCAUCAAAAAGAUCCGCAAAGCCGCCGUAGAAAACAACGCCGAACCCUUAACCGAACAAGAAAGCCGUCUCCUUGACAAAUGGGUGCGACAGAUCCGAUCUGAAAUCAAAACCGUCGGCCGAAUCCGCCACCGCAAUCUCCUCCCUCUUUUAGCUCAUGUCUCCCGCCCCGACUGCCAUUACCUCAUCUACGAAUACAUGAAGAACGGCAGCCUCCACAACGCCCUCCGCGAAGCUGCCGAAGGCCAGCGAGAUCUAACCUGGUUUACCAGACACCACAUCGCGAUGGGAAUCGCCGCUGGGCUCGAACACCUUCACCUCCACCAUAACCCCCACAUCAUCCACCGCGAUCUAAAGCCCGCUAACGUCUUACUCGACGAGAACAUGGAGGCCAGAAUAGCCGACUUCGGAUUCGCCAAAGAAGUGCCGGAAGCCCAUACGCACAUGACCAUGUCGAACAUCGCCGGAACAGUCGGCUAUAUCGCGCCGGAGUAUUACCAGACAAUGAAAUAUACGACGAAAUGCGACAUCUACAGCUUCGGCGUGAUUCUCGCGGUGAUGGUGAUCGGGAGAUUUCCGUCAGAUGAGUUCUUUGUGGAAACAGAGGAGCUCGGAUUGAUUAAAUGGAUGAGGAAGCAGGUGAGGGUUGCGAACACGGCGGCUUGCUUCGACGCAAAGAUCGCCGGAAGAGGAGACGAUGAGAAUCUUGAGCUGGCUUUGAGGGUGGCGUGUUUCUGUACGGCCGAUGAUCCCAAGGAGAGGCCGAGCAGUAAGGAGGUGAGGCUUAUGUUGGCUCAGAUUAGUUGCAGAAGCUAAAGAAAAUAUUUUAUUUCAUAAUAUGUUAAAAUAUAAUAAUUUUAGUAAUAUUUAUGUCUUAGUUUGAUGUUAA